CUACCGUUUGCGUGCCUGUCCCCGCAACUCGACCGACCUGAACCAGUGCAUCAUCGAGGUGGUGAACGAGCUGCGACCGCGGCUAGCGACGGGCGACUUUGGCGAAAACUUCACCAUCACCUCGCUCGAGCCGAUCAAGAUCGACCGGCUGACGAUCGAGCGGGGCGAAAACUUUAAGGCAAACUUUACCAACUUCCGGAUCAGCGGUGCGACGCACGAGAAGACGGGCUUCAUCGUGAAGAAGCUAAAAACCGAUAUUGACAAUCGACAGAUUAAUGCCACCAUCCUGCUGCCGAAGCUGCAGGUCAACUCGAAGUACUCGCUCAAGAUGAGCAUUCUGGUGCUGCAGAUCAAUGGCGAUGGUGAUCUGCAGGUGAAUCUGACCGACACCAAGGUAAGCCUGAAGCUGACGUUCUACACGGAAACGGUCGACGGGGAGGAGUACUUCCGCUUCAAUCCGAUCAAUCUGCGCGUUAAGUUUGGCAAGGCACGGUUCUAUCUGAAGAAUCUGUUCAACGGCGAUCCGACGCUGGAGAUGAUCGGCAACCAGGCGAUCAACGAAAAUCCGGACGUGCUGCUGGAUGAGGUGAAGGGCGGCAUUGAGGAGAAUUUGGCCAAACUGUUCACCAAGAUUGCGAGCGAGGUGGUCAAGGAUGCACUGUUCGAGGAGGUGUUCCCGUGGAGCUAAGGAGGCCCCUCCUUAGCGGCAAGUGUGAUAAAGGAAGAGGUGGAGAGAGGUGGUAAUAGGCGCAAAAGAAAGGGGGGUCAGAUAUAUUGAGAAACAAAAACAAACACGUGAGCACUAAGCUGUGUAUGUUGUGAUGUGUGUUUUUCUGUUGGUUCCUUGUUGCCUUGCAAUCUUGUGCGGCGUUAGAGGCGAAGCGUUUGAUUUUGAGGAGAAGCAAACGAUGCAAUAAAUAUGGAGAAUCCUUUGUUUUGUA
Messenger RNA from Anopheles merus, 941 nucleotides. RefSeq lists its product as uncharacterized. NCBI's taxonomy places the organism in Eukaryota, Metazoa, Arthropoda, Insecta, Diptera, Culicidae. The transcript has 3 exons. The annotation marks the transcript as partial. The record is from RefSeq and is a predicted model, not a curated record.